UUCCACCCCCGAUGUUAGUCUGAAGCCUCGAGUGUCAGAGGCGUCCGACCUCCAGGCCCAACAGCACAACGGCGCCCCCUACCUGCCACUGUCCAGGACCACCUUCCCUGCUGUCACUGUCGACCAGUCCAUCACCACCUACUCAGGAAACCCAAUAACAGCAGUCUACGCUAUAUCAGCCAACCGCCCGGGUUACUCGGAUUAUUUCGUCAUGUCGCCGCCGUCCUCGUACCGUAGCCCGUCCUGGAUGUCCUACCCCCCUGAGCCAGAGGACCUGCCGAGGCAGUGGAACGACACGCCGAACUCACGUCACCUUGAGACCAUCUGCUGAAGUCGUCCGUCUGUGACGAGCUCGGUGUCCCUCUGGACUGGAGGACCUGCUUCUCACAGAAUACUCUCUGGAGCUUUAUCACCGACCCCCCCCCCUUCCUCCUUCCUCCUUCCUCCUCGAGUCCGGCCGUCCUCCUUUCUUGUCUGAUUCCUUCAUCACCAGUGGACCCCCUCACUCCACCUCCAAACUAUCUCCAGCUGUCCCUCGCUCCCCUCCCCGGGCCUGACCUUCGUCGAUCCUCUCUAAGCCUGUUUCACCUGCAAAGUUUCUCCUCUGUCCUGUAACUCCUUCACCUGUCAAAGCUCCACUUCAAUCUCUCUCUCUCUAUCUCUCUCUCUCUCUCUCUCUCUCUCUCUCUCUCUUUCUUUCUUUCUCUCUUUGUGUUCCCUCUGCUCCCGGGCCCCCCCCCCCCCACGAGUUACUACUUCUACGUCGGCCGCCUCCUCUGUGGUGAAAACCUCAGAACAGCCGCUGACACUGCUGAACUGAACCGAGGUGAUCUGUACCGUGCUUCCCUGCCUGACAACACGCGUGUAUAACCAGGGUGAGCACGGUACAGGGCGACGAGUUCUCCGCCGCCCCCAGCGAUCGCCGUGCGGUAACUGCCAUCUGCCCAGCACACGAUGGCCCUCAGCUCCUCCGGGCCGGACCACCGCGGACUCAGGUCCACUGUAGAGCCAGGAUCGCUGGACUGACUUAAAACUGUGCUUUUUUUUCUUUUUUGAUGAAUCCAAAUUCCUGUGUAAACCUCCUACAGUUGGUUAAUAUGUGUAUUUUAAACUUAAGUGAGAAAAAAAAUCUAAAGGAAAAAAAAACAA
Molecule: messenger RNA, 1149 nt
Organism: Paralichthys olivaceus (Japanese flounder)
Lineage: Eukaryota; Metazoa; Chordata; Actinopteri; Pleuronectiformes; Paralichthyidae
Source: RefSeq, a predicted model, not a curated record